AUGAAGAUUGAGGCCAUAGUGGAUUGGCCAUUGCCCAAGGAUGUUUUGGCCUUGAGGGAUUUUUUGGGGCUAACCGGCAACUAUUGGCAGUUUGUGAGGAACUUUGGGCUUAUUGCUAAGCCACUUAUCUCCUUGUUGAAGAAAGAUAAUUUUGAGUGGACAAAAGAGGCAAGAGAAGCAUUUGAUGAGUUGAAGAGGACCAUGACCAUGACUCCCGUGUUAGCAUUGCCUAACUUUGAGAAGCCAUUUGAAGCGUACACGGAUGCAACUACUGAGUCCGAGGAGUCGGGGGUUGAAUGGAUUGUGAUCGAAAUUGUUUGUGUGAUUGUUGAUGAUGGGACUUAUUGGUUGUUGGAUUUUUAUCGUCUCUUAUUAUUACUUAAAUUCGGUACCGUAGUUUUUGAUGCAGAUGAUGUAGAGUUUAAGCCUGAGGAUGUAGCUCUACCGGAGGAGUGA
Carya illinoinensis is the source of this 456-nucleotide messenger RNA. RefSeq lists its product as uncharacterized. Bases 1 to 456 code for a protein of 151 amino acids. The record is from RefSeq and is a predicted model, not a curated record. The transcript has 3 exons. Lineage: Eukaryota; Viridiplantae; Streptophyta; Magnoliopsida; Fagales; Juglandaceae.